Molecule: messenger RNA, 342 nt
Organism: Fulvia fulva
Lineage: Eukaryota; Fungi; Ascomycota; Dothideomycetes; Mycosphaerellales; Mycosphaerellaceae
Exons: 2
Coding region: 1-342 (113 amino acids)
Cellular component (GO): plasma membrane
Molecular function (GO): acetate transmembrane transporter activity
Source: RefSeq, a predicted model, not a curated record
AUGGGCGUUCUCUGCCUAGUCUACCUCAUCUGCGCCAUCAGGACGAACGUCAUCUUCUUCGUCAUUCUGCUCCCACUCCCACCCGCGUUUGCUCUGUUGGCAGCAGCUAACUGGUACGCCGGUAUAGGAGAGAUGGCUUGUUCUCAGACUUUGCAGGUCGUUGCUGGAGCACUGACGUUCAUAACGGAUGUACUGGGGUGGUACCUGUUCACCUCGCUACUCCUGGCGUCCAUUGAUGCUCCGUUCCAGCUUCCAGUCUUUGACCUCUCUACGAAGGUCCCGGGUACCAGCUCGAAGAAUAAGAACGCCGAACGUACGGAGGCUGAUCUUGAGAGAGGCUGA